AUGUCUGGCUCCUACUGGUGCGUCGUCGGCAACAAGUGUGGCAGGGUGAUCUCCAACACCACCGUCGUCCUCACCAGAUACAAACUUGAGAAAAAAAAUUUCGGGGCUCGAACAGUCGAAGUUAUGGAGGGUAAAAGUUUGAAAUUGAAAAUUGACGACUACUUUCAAUCCAGUGAAUUCAAGCACGCAUGGGGCAUCAACAAAUGGCCCAUCAAGGCGAGCCCCUUCGAUCGUCACCUGCCGAUGGGCCGAAGACUUGGCGUGGAUCUCUUCGGAAACCUUCAUUUCGCAUACGUGCUUCAGAGCGACAGCGUCCUGGAAAACUUCGUUUACAAGAGCCUCACGUUCGACCUCUUCGAUGACGCCCACAUCGGAGGCAGCUACACUUUUCUCAACGUCACAAAAAAUCCGAAAGGCAUCGUCCCAUUUCCUCCCAAGUUGGCUUUUGCAACCAGCUCCAACAUCGUUGCCUUGGAAGGAGAGAACAAAACGUUGGAAUGUUUCUUCUACGGAUAUCCCCUCCCUGAGUACAAGUGGUCGUUUGUGGGCCACAAGGAUUGGGACGACCGUCGUUACUUCACUAGCAGCGAGACAAAUUUGACGUUGUUGGAUGUGAGGGCAGAGGACGCGGGCACCUACACCGUCGUUGGAAGCAACCACCUGGGCAGUGGAGAGUGCGUCUUCCAUGUUUCUGUUGAGGCUUUUCCACGUUUUAAAUUGGAGCACGAUAGUCCAAAGAACAUGAACUUGACAGAGGGGCAGGACGUGGUCAUCAACUGUGCCCCCUUUUCUUUGCCUCCACCCUCCAUCCAGUGGAUCAUUAAUGGACGCAAUGUUGAUGCACACGACCUGCCACCAAAUGUCGAAAUGGCUGCCAACAAAACUUUCUUGAAAAUUAAGAAACUGUCAAAAGAUGGCAGAGGUUCGGAGAGCAUGGUCGUACAAUGCAACGCAACGAACAAGCACGGCUACAUGUUGAAGGCUGGCUACAUCAAUGUCCUCAGACGAACGAAAAUUGUGGUGGAUGAAGAAGUGGUGUACACUGAGACUCAAGAAUCCUCGUCAUCAUCAUCUUCCUCAUCAAAAACAUUUGAAAUCUCCGGAUCAUCUGAAUCGUCAGGAUCAUCAUCAACAGGAUCGUCAGGAUCAUCGUCACCAUCAUCGUGGUCAUCUGGUAAAUCACCAUCAGCAAACGUUCCACACGAUCCUUCAUAUUCGCCACCAGACUCACCUUAUCUACCACCACCUCACUCACCCCUGUCACGACAACCUUCAACGACUUCAAUACCGCCUAUGCAAAAUGAUAAAGAAGAAAAAGAACUUAAGUACAAAUGCAAAGGUGUUUACGAUCCUGCUACCCCCUCCAAACCAAAGUGGUACCAACUUCGGAAGAACAUUUCAGAAAAUGGCAGCAAACAAGCAAAUGAUUAUGAAGAACUAACGGCCUCUGAUCCUCCUCACAUAAUGCUGUAUGAAGAGAUGGAAGGGAAUGUUCAAGUCAGUCGACUGGUUCUGAGGAAGGAGAAGAACACGUCGUGGGCUGGCCUGCCGCACAGGUUCAAAUGCAUCGUCGAUAAUGGCUACACGAAGGAUGAGAAGGUGGUUGAUGUCUUCGAUCCUGAAGCUCUUAAACCUGCUGUUGAUGACAAGGAGCGGAAGAACGGAAAUAAUCCAGAAAAGGAAUUAUGCGACCAGGAGUUCAAGUCCUACAGCAGAGAUGACACAGAAAGCAAGUUCCAAAGUAAAAAGUUGAUGACGGCAGAUGGCUACGUUCUCAGCGAUGAUGACGACAUCAGCCUGAAUGAUUACGGACUGUCGGAUGGAGGGAGGUUCACGGAGGAUGGAUCCUUCGUGGGGGCCUACGUCAUCUCCCCGGGCACCAGGAGUCUCAAGAUCAGGAAGGAGAUCGUCAAGGAUCACUAUCCCAAUAAUCUGUACGUGGGACAAAACAUCCAUUCAAGCAGCGGAGUCUUCUACACAAUGCCCCCCUCCUAUCGAGAGGAAUCUAUGCCGGCCCAACAAUUUCAGCACCAGCAACAACAUUCCUUCGAACAACAACAACAUUUCAUUCAGCCUCAAGUGGCUCAUCAACAGCACUACAUCGUCGACCACAGCCAGUCAACCCUAGGUCAACCACAACACAUCCUCAUUGAUCAACAGAAUGUAUCAAACGUCCAACAUGUUGCAGUUCUUAAGCACGAGGUUCAACAACAACAACAACAACAACAACAACAACAACAUCAGUUUGAUCACGGACAACCAGAUUCGCAACAGUUCAUGAUGAUGAUCCAUCAACAACAACAUCAUCAACAACAACAACAAGAGGAACAUGAAGAAGAAGGGAAGAAGCCAACGUAUCAAUCAUGCCUCGACAUCAGCAGCAACAAACCAGCGGCUGACAUGCCAGAGUACCAUACAUUCACCAAAACUACAAAAAUUGUUUAUUCCUAG
Helobdella robusta is the source of this 2451-nucleotide messenger RNA. RefSeq lists its product as hypothetical. Gene Ontology annotation, cellular component: axon; plasma membrane. Gene Ontology annotation, molecular function: cell-cell adhesion mediator activity. NCBI's taxonomy places the organism in Eukaryota, Metazoa, Annelida, Clitellata, Rhynchobdellida, Glossiphoniidae. The transcript is spliced from 12 exons. The record is from RefSeq and is a predicted model, not a curated record. Gene Ontology annotation, biological process: dendrite self-avoidance; homophilic cell-cell adhesion; axon guidance. Bases 1 to 2451 code for a protein of 816 amino acids.